AUGGAGUCACUACUAUCGCUUGCCUUCGACAACCUUUCGUCCUACGAUGGACCCAAAGUUCGAAAAGGCCUUCGCCAGGUCGAAGGUCUUCUCGCCCAGAUCUGCCUCUCAAACACAAACUCCAGCUCUCGAAGCUCGCAUCGAAGCCGUGAUUCAGACGAUGAUGGAAGCGAUACAUCCACACCGCCCCAGAAGGAUCUCUCCCAGCUUUCACGGGAUCCCGCUUUCCGAGAAUUCUUCAAGUUGCAGGAGGGUUUCGAAUGGAAUGUCGCAAUGCGCAUGAUCAGCACUCUCGAUCGACUUAUGGCCAAGGGCGGUGAUGGUGGUAACGAUCUCUUGAUAUUGAGCUCUCUUGAUCUCAUCCAGGGAUUAUUAUUGCUUCAUCCUCCAAGCAAAACUCUAUUCGCACGAGAACAAAACAUGAACCUUCUGCUCGACCUACUUGAGCCCUACAACUGCCCCGCCAUCCAAUCCGCGACUCUUCUCACACUAGUCACCGCUCUUAUCGACACUCCCCUCAACACCCGCACCUUUGAGAGCCUCGAUGGCCUCCUCACAGUCACAUCACUCUUCAAGUCGAGAUCCACAGCUCGUGAGGUGAAGCUGAAACUCGUCGAGUUUCUCUACUUUUACCUCAUGCCCGAGAUCCCCUCGAUUCCUCGAGCCGAUCAGCGCGAUAGCGUUCCCGCUAUACACCAGCGCAGCCCUAGCAAGCUAGCCGGUGCUUUUAACGCCGAUUCCCGUCGCAAGCGCUCUGGCUCCGAUCCCGAAGGAGACAUUUAUCUUACUACUGAGGAGAAGCAAGAGCUGCUCAGCCAACAUCUGAGCAGUGUGGAGGAACUUGUCAAGGACCUACGAAGCUGCGCACCCUUUGGCGGUGUUGUCUGCUAA
Messenger RNA from Fusarium coffeatum, 891 nucleotides. RefSeq lists its product as uncharacterized. NCBI's taxonomy places the organism in Eukaryota, Fungi, Ascomycota, Sordariomycetes, Hypocreales, Nectriaceae. The record is from RefSeq and is a predicted model, not a curated record. The transcript is spliced from 2 exons. The coding region runs from base 1 to 891 and encodes 296 amino acids.